Chaetomium fimeti is the source of this 2803-nucleotide messenger RNA. RefSeq lists its product as uncharacterized. Gene Ontology annotation, molecular function: palmitoyl-(protein) hydrolase activity; carboxylic ester hydrolase activity. The record is from RefSeq and is a predicted model, not a curated record. Gene Ontology annotation, cellular component: cytoplasm. Gene Ontology annotation, biological process: protein depalmitoylation. The transcript is spliced from 4 exons. NCBI's taxonomy places the organism in Eukaryota, Fungi, Ascomycota, Sordariomycetes, Sordariales, Chaetomiaceae. Bases 459 to 2495 code for a protein of 678 amino acids.
CGCCGGGCUAUGGAGGCAAAACUAUGACCCGGGUCGGGCAAUCCCUCGCCCUUGGUACGGACGUUACAGUGUAGAGAGCGGGGGUGGGGGGUGCUUUUGUGGUGGAGUUGCCCCUCCCCCGCUUUCCGACAUCCCUUAUCCGAUACAUGUAAUGCCCCCCUACCGUCCCCUGAGCAACUGAAUGGAUCGUUGAAACAAAAGAAAAAGGUGAAACGGGCCACAUGCUCAGCAUUUAUGGAUUCAAAGGUAGUAUCAUCCUCGCUAAAAGGGGAGUGAAGGUGGGAAGGGGAUAGAGAGCGAAUACCUAGCGAGAGGAAAGUGGACUGGAAGGAAGGAGCCUGGGGGAAGCUUCGGCGAGGAGUAAAUAUCGAAGUUUAUUGUGACCCGAAUCAGUGUGGGGGUCCGAAACCCUUCCACAUUUUCAACAACCCGGAAGGGCCAUCACUCCAACAAGCAACAUGGACCCCAAGAACAACCCCCCGGCCGGCGGCCGCUUCGGCAGCGUACACAUCAUCGAACCCAGCUUGGAGCACACCCACACUGCCAUCAUGCUCCACGGCCGGGGAAGCGACGGCCCGGAAUUCGCUGAAGAACUUGCCGAGACAAUGGCGCCUGGUCAGAAGCCCCUCAUGGACAGGUUCCCAAGCUGGCGAUGGGUGUUUCCGUCGUCUCAAGAGCUGUGGAGCACUGCAUUCGAGGAGAUGUUGCCGGCCUGGUUCGAGGCCCAUUCGCUCACGGACACGUCGGCGAGGGCGGACCUUCAAAUGGGAGGCAUCAGGCAGUCGGUAGCUUACAUUCAGUCGAUCCUAGACCAGGAAGCCGCAAGGCUCGGCGGGGAAACUGAGAAGGUGGUUAUCAUGGGCAUCAGCCAAGGGGGCGCCAUCGGCAUGUGGACGAUGCUGUGUCAAGGAUACCUCGGCAAGCUGCCGGGGGCAUUCGUCGGAGCUAGCACUUGGCUACCCUUUGCAGCCAACAUCCAGAUGCUUUUGUGUGAGGAUGAUGGCAAUGGAGCAGAUAAAGGGUCCUCGAACAUUGACCCGUCGGAUGCCUUUGUCGCGGACAUGUUGUCGACGUGGAAUCAUUCCGCCUUGUCUCCCGGUGCCGAUAGAUCACUCACUCCCAUGCCCAUCUUUCUCGGCCACGGUGUCGACGAUGCGGUUGUCGACGUUGAGCUCGGAAGACAGGCCCGAGAGCCUCAAGAUUUAGAGGUUCGCAGGCAACAACUCCGCGGGAACUACAUCGCCGUCUUGCAAAAUUCGAGAGGGCCCUGGAACAAGGCAGGUAUCUGCCCACUCACUCGGGUCCAGGCACUAAGGCACAGCUCUCCUUCCCAAACGCAAAUGGAUACAUUUGAGGCGAGCAAACCCGAUCGGUUGCACCAGUCGUUAAGUGGUGCGUGGGCCAGCUUCCUCGGCGCCCAACACUGCAGUCGCGAGGUUGACAGCCUCAAGAAGGCCCUGGAUGGACAUGUUCAGCAGACAAACCUCUCCAUCACGUCCUUGCAACGAGACACUGCGACAAAACACGACCUCCUCGCCGCUUCCGUAACUGAGGUCAAGUCCAAGAUUGAGCAACACGCCGUCGAGAUCAGAAACAUAGGCACUCUACGCACCGACUUCUCAACUUUCCAAUACGAGGUUGGGCAGGGCAGGGAAAAUGUGGCAAGGAAGAUCACAGACCUGUUCGAUAAAGCCGUGGCUCAGCAGGAGUCACUGGACGGGCUGCGAUCUACCACAUCUCAUGACAUCACAGCCAUCCAGCAGCAGUACCGUUCGGCACUUGAGAAAGUUGAGUCUCUUGAACAGGAGUUGAGGCAGGCACGAGCAAAGACGUUGGCAUCCGAACACAAACUCGCCGCGCUCGAAAACCAAAUUACAGCAAUAACGCAAACCCAGCAGCAACUCUCCGAGGACAAUGUCAACCUUCCGGGCCAGAUUCACUCCCAUGGGGAGAACCUGAUGAGGCUACUGGAUAAGCAAGAUCUCGAACCCAUACAGAACUCAGCAUCACCCUCGGGUCGAACAAAUGACCCGCUCGCCCAGACACCCGCAGCCCCCUGUGCGAGCCUUCCGUAUAAGCAAACCCCAACCCCAAUCGUACACCGGGACCAACACGACACGAGUGAAGAUGACCAUCCGCCUGCACGCACUAAAAGAAGAAGGCUUGAAGAUCCCCUUGAACAACAAACCAAACCCCCUCUUCCGACCCACGCUCCUAGACAAGACAUCCGCUCCCUCUACCUUGUCUUCCGAGACAAAUACAAGACCGACCCGCCAAAGUCCGAUACUGUUUUCAUAUGGCAGUUUAUUAGCAGUAUCGAGGACCCGGCAAUGUCCAAGCAUAUCCAAGAGUCACUAGCCACGGUCCUCCCCGAACAUGUCACGCCAAGCAGAGAUAUGAGGCGCAAAAGUCCGCUGAAGCAUGUCGACAUAUCCAAGGGCCUGACGUGGAGAAAGUUUCGGGAGGCAUUAGUGAAGAUUCCGGGGCCUUCUUAAUGGUACUGAAGGCAUGAAGGGACGGAUUAAGGAGCAGAGAUAUGAGGCGCAAAAGUCCGCUGAAGCAUGUCGACAUAUCCAAGGGCCUGACGUGGAGAAAGUUUCGGGAGGCAUUAGUGAAGAUUCCGGGGCCUUCUUAAUGGUACUGAAGGCAUGAAGGGACGGAUUAAGGGCUUGGUGUGUGGACGAGGCUGCUUAUUUGCUGGAUCCCUCCACGGACGGACUGCCAGAUCCUGGGUAUGCUACCGAAUUUGCUCAGACCAUAGCAACUGUAUUGUGUUUUCCAAAGACAAUAACCUCUCCUCUGC